Raphanus sativus (radish) is the source of this 1186-nucleotide messenger RNA. RefSeq lists its product as uncharacterized. NCBI's taxonomy places the organism in Eukaryota, Viridiplantae, Streptophyta, Magnoliopsida, Brassicales, Brassicaceae. The transcript has 4 exons. The record is from RefSeq and is a predicted model, not a curated record. The coding region runs from base 171 to 608 and encodes 145 amino acids.
UCCAUAUACAAAUCAUCGACGUCUUCACCCUACAGCUAAGACUCCGAUCGACACUCUGUAACGUCCAACCACUUAUACCACCCUCCCAGCUUUUAAUCGAGCUUAUCAUCUUUCCAGGAUAACCGUCAGAAACUCCAUCUAUAAAUGUGUUUGCUCCUUGCACAAAAAAAAUGUGUUUGCUCCCAGCGAUGAACAUCAUGGCAUCUGCGAAAACUAAAGCACGAUCCCUGCAAAUCAUCAACUCAACAAUGGCGCAAACCUCCAUCCUGCUCCCUACGAUGAACAUCAUUGCAUCUGCGAAAACUGAAGAACAAUCCCUGCAAAUCAUCAACUCAACAGUGGCGCAAUCCUUCAUCCUGCUCGCCGAUUUGAAAGCUGGCCGGUUCUGGCAGUGGAGAUUCAACAGCGGCAGAUUCCUCACACCACCGCGACAAGAACAAAUCAUAACCUCCAUCAAGUAUUUGGUGGAAACUGCAGCAGAAGAUCGUUCCGAACAGAAGCAAGCUGAUCUCACCAUAGAUUCUUCCGGUUGCAAAGUUUUAGGGGCCCAUCACCAGGACUACUCAACUUAUAAUGUCAAUGAUUCGUGUUGCCAAUGUUAUUGGUAGAGACGCUCUCAAUCCUUCAUGAGAAGUUGGAACCCAAGGUCAUCGUGGCCACUAGCAUAAACCCAGAACUUGUAAGAGGUAAAUUCGGCUGGUUACCAAAUGUGUAUGUAUAAGGAAUUUCCAACUUCUGAUGCGUAUGUCUACUUUUGGUAUUUGUCUUAUUAUGUCCAACUUAUGUGUCCACCUUUUCCAGCUCUCCUAUUUUUAAAAGCUACGUCUGGGGCCACUUUAAAGUUUAACUGUUCGAUGAGUAAGUUUCUUCUGAAUAUAUCAACCACUGCAGCUAACAUGGCUUGACUGAAGUGACGCCUCAAGUGGUUCCAAGUAUGGAGGUGUUCAGACAACCGAGAGCGUGACUGUGGCGUAGCUUAGUACAACAUUUGUUAUUGGUAUUAAUAUGCCACUCUUUCAGUCUACACUACUGCAUUGUAACAAAAAAAAAAUUGGUCUUAAUUAUUUUUGACAAAAAAAUAGAAUUCCAUGUUAUCAUAGUUCUACUAAAAUUAUACUAUUAUUGUUAUUUUUUUUGUUUAAAACUCAAAAUUAAAUUUUAAAAUAUGCUAUAUUUUCUUGGUCAA